Aspergillus nidulans FGSC A4 is the source of this 1071-nucleotide messenger RNA. RefSeq names its product peptidylprolyl isomerase cypA (gene cyp4). Gene Ontology annotation, cellular component: mitochondrion. Gene Ontology annotation, molecular function: isomerase activity; peptidyl-prolyl cis-trans isomerase activity. Lineage: Eukaryota; Fungi; Ascomycota; Eurotiomycetes; Eurotiales; Aspergillaceae. The transcript is spliced from 5 exons. Bases 250 to 903 code for a protein of 217 amino acids. Gene Ontology annotation, biological process: protein folding. The record is from RefSeq and is a predicted model, not a curated record.
GCUUUCUCCAGCAGGAUACCGGCUUUCUUUCUCACCUCUGUACUUUUAGUGUACGAUCAUCUCUCUUAUUUUAUUAUAUAAUCAAUAUCUUUCAGUACCAUACUAUUUUCGGGUUGAUUCGAAAGCUCCUGCGUUUGCAGCAAUCCGCAGCUCUGCAACUUACCGAUCCCUUUACUAAUUAUCAAAUCCUGAUUAUUCAAUAGCACAGACGGCGGCCGAGUUAACCCGGAUAGUGCCCCUCCAGCAACAAUGUUCGCCCGAAGCCUCAAGUCGACAAUAACCCCACCUUUCUCGUCCUUCUCUUCUCGUCCCCUCUCCUCCGUCUUCAAUUGCAGUCAAUCCUCUUUCAUCUCUUUCCGUGGCUUCCACCAGUCUUCUGCAGCUAUGGCUCCUCAGGUUUUCUUCGACGUCCAGUACGCUCCUCUCGGCACCGGCGCGCCUAAGACCGGCCGCAUCAUCUUCAACCUGUUUGACGACGUUGUCCCCAAGACCGCUGCAAACUUCCGGGAGCUGUGCAAGAGGCCUGAGAAGGAGGGCUACAAGGGCUCCACCUUCCACCGUAUUAUCCCUAACUUCAUGCUCCAGGGUGGUGACUUCACUCGUGGCAACGGUACUGGCGGUCGCUCCAUCUACGGCGACAAGUUUGCCGAUGAGAACUUCAAGAUUACUCACAGCAGGCCUGGUCUCCUUUCCAUGGCUAACGCUGGCCCCAACACCAACGGCUCCCAGUUCUUCAUCACCACCGUUGUGACCUCAUGGCUCGAUGGCAAGCACGUUGUCUUCGGUGAGGUUGCUGAUGAGGAGUCCUACAGCGUUGUCAAGGAGAUUGAGUCUCUCGGUAGCCAGUCCGGUGCUCCCCGCUCCAAUGUCAAGCCUACCAUUGUCAACUGCGGUGAGCUGUAAACAGCGUGAACGUGUUUAAUGAAAUAUCUAGCUUAAAUGGAAUUCCUGCGGAUAUGAGCUGAUUGCAGCUGUCGCAACUUGGUUACGCUGUGAGGCCAUGGUACAAUAUAGCCCUUUCCCAGGCCAGUGUAAUUUAGAGCGUCGAUAUAACCAGUUUUUCACUCGUGA